Messenger RNA from Panicum hallii, 1468 nucleotides. RefSeq names its product tobamovirus multiplication protein 2A. The record is from RefSeq and is a predicted model, not a curated record. Bases 105 to 1094 code for a protein of 329 amino acids. Lineage: Eukaryota; Viridiplantae; Streptophyta; Magnoliopsida; Poales; Poaceae. The transcript is spliced from 7 exons. Gene Ontology annotation, cellular component: membrane.
GGCCGUCGAUCGCGGCCGCCGACGGCCCUCCCCGCGCCACUUGGUGGGUCCCAUGUCCACUCCGCUCCGCCGCCUGCUUUCCCCAAUCCAACAGAGAUAAUUUUAUGCGCGCGCAAAAAAGAAAGAAAGAAAAGGAAUUGGAAACGGGAGAAGAAGGAGAAGAACUGCACCCGAAGCAUCGCCAGAUAGAUUGGUAUUGGGCGAUCGAUUGGUCGAUCGGAGGCGGGGGAAGGGGGAGGCCGGGAGGAGGCGGGGAGAUGGCGGCGUGCCGGGGAUUCUUCGAGUGCCUGCUCAGGCUGCUCAACUUCUUCCUCACCGUCGCCGGCCUCGCCAUGGUCGGGUACGGGAUCUACCUGCUCGUCGAGUGGAUGAAGAUAUCCGGGGGCGGCGGCGGGGGGUCGCCGGCGCAGGUGCUCGUCCUCGGCCGGCCGUUGCUCGGGGCCGUCGCGCUCGGUGACAGCUUCCUCGACAAGUUACCCAAAGCAUGGUUUAUUUAUUUGUUCAUUGGUGUUGGUGCUGUUGUCUUCCUCGUGUCUCUGUUUGGCUGCAUCGGAGCAGGGACAAGAAACACCUGCUGCUUGUGUUUCUAUGCUUUCUUGGUCUUAUUGUUGAUCCUUGCUGAGGCUGGAGCUGCCGCGUUCAUCUUCUUUGACCAUAGCUGGAAAGAUGUAAUCCCAAAGGACAAGACACGUAACUUCGAUGUUAUGUAUGGCUUUCUGAAGGACAACUGGGAGAUUGCAAGAUGGGUUGCUCUCGGCGUUGUUGUUUUUGAGGCAGUGCUUUUCCUGUUAGCUCUGGUUGUCAGGGCUAUGAACAAACCUGCUGAGUAUGACAGUGAUGAUGAAAUCAUUGCAAUUGGCCGAAGCCCGACCAUGCGGCAGCCAUUGAUGCAUGCACAAAAUGUUCCUGCCACUGGUGUUCCUGUCCCAACACUUGAUCAACGUGCAAGCAGAAACGAUGCGUGGAGCCAAAGGAUGCGAGAGAAGUAUGGUCUUGACACGAGCCAAUUCACCUACAACCCUUCAGACCCAAGCAGGUAUCAGCAGAAUGGUGCGCCUCAGGCUGAAGAAAGGAGUCGUUGCACCAUAAUGUGAAGAAUCCUUUCAUGAGGUCCUGAGAUAAUGAAUUUUCUUGAACGGGCUAUCUCAGCUUGUGUAGUUUGGUGUUACCGUGUUGUUCUGAGUGGUGUAUGGGUUAGAGAGCCGCUACCAGAACGUUCAUCCUUCAUGAUACAUCUUCUCUCUGCAAAUGCUCUAUGCACCUGUAACAUUCUUGUGAGUGAGGAACUGUUAGCCAUUGACAUCUCCUUAUCGGGGGUUGUUUCUUGUCUGCAUUUCCCCCCCUUUUCACGCUUCCAAAUCCAUUUCCAGAUUGUCGAGAAGCUCUGUUUAAUUUAGAUGUUGUACUCAAGUUUGUACGGUUUGGUUGUGCCGUGAAGUAAGAUGGGGUAGAAGAAAUCUGAGUGUUA